AUUCAAAUUUCUGACACUUGAGAUUAGAGUUUAAAAUACACAUUUAUGUUAAACACACACACGCACACUUGCUAAAUUUUUAAAGCGUUAAUAUGUUUCAAAACAUAAGUUUCACGUUCUUGUGCGCCUUGGCGUUUAUAUCUUGGUCGGUGCUUUGCUACUUGGAUGCCAACGAUGAUCAGGCAGAUUCCUCAACAGAUUACAAUGUGGAACUCUAUACAGAGCUUCCCAUUGCUGUGGAUGUGCCAAAGUAUUGUCCACACAACUCGUCGCAGAAUAAUUUUUCCGAUCGUAUCUAUGAGAUACUAAUGAGCUACGGCAUUGUGCUUCUAACUACUGUGCUGCUCUCCAGGCUGUUGCAGUGGUUGGAGCUGCAAGCAUGCAGCAAUCGCCAAGCAGAUGAAACACCACCGCUGAAAAUUAAUAAAUAUGUACAGAAUUUGGCAAUUGAACGCGAAGGGGAGGCAGUCGAGCAACGAGUGGCAAAGAAGAGGCGACCCAUAAUAGUGGAACAGGAGAACGUUGAGCUGAAGGAGCAAUUGAAUGAUUUGCAGACACGUUGCCGUGAGCUCAUUAGAGAGUUGCAUGCCGUUAAUAGCAAUAGUAUGUCCACCGAGCUGCCUUGCAACACAUCCAACAGCAGUUUCACUGGCUCCGAUAGCGACAGUUGCCCCAACGACGAUGAACCAAACUCGAUUGGAUUUCCUCUGGCGCUAUCCAAUGAAGAGCAGUCCUUGCCGCUAGCUGUUCGGAAUGUUUACGUCACUCAUAGUCAUUUUCAUUUUAACUUCAAUGGAAGCGUUCAGCUUCAGGCGCAAAACUUUAAUGUUAACGUUUUGAAUCAAAAGCAGCUACGCAGACGUAGUGAAUUUGCUCAAGUCUGGGGCACAUUUAUUAAGGGUCCCACGGAGUGGCCAAUGUUACCGGGCAUUAAUAAUAUCUUGAUAUGAUAUGAAAGCGGCGCAAUUGUUAUUGGUUUCAAAAUGGAAACGCUUGCUUGUUUUGUUUUUAAAUAAACGGUCACACUGUUUUUAGAUUGCGCGCAAACUAUCGAUUGGUAGUUAUGUGGCUAUCGACAGGUAGCUGGCUAUCGAUAGCUA
Drosophila grimshawi is the source of this 1100-nucleotide messenger RNA. RefSeq lists its product as uncharacterized. The record is from RefSeq and is a predicted model, not a curated record. The coding region runs from base 93 to 950 and encodes 285 amino acids. The transcript has 2 exons. Lineage: Eukaryota; Metazoa; Arthropoda; Insecta; Diptera; Drosophilidae.